AACCCCGGCCGUUCCGCCGCGAGCUGCGGGUAGUGGGCUAGUCGAGCCGAGCCGGCGGCGCACUUCCGGGGGCGUAGCGCUCGCGCUUCUCCGCCGCGCGUGCGAGUGCCCGGCAGCUCGGCAUGGCGGCACCCUCCAGGAAGGAGCGGCAGGCGUGCUGGGGCGCGCGCGACGAGUACUGGCGGUGCCUGGACGCCCACGCCGAGGACGCGGCCCUCUGCCGGCGCCUCCGCAGCUCCUUCGAGGCCAGCUGCCCCCAGCAGUGGAUAAAAUAUUUUGAUAAAAGAAGAGACUACUUAAAAUUCAAGGAAAAAUUUGAAGCGGGACAGUUCCAGCCUUCUGAAUCAACUACAAAUUCCUAGGAACUUCCUGAACUUUUCAUAAAGGUUGAAAUUAUUCUUUCUGGACAUUAAAAAAUGCUGUGUUGAUUCUGUGACAGUAGUAGUUUGACAUGGCAUACAUCAGUACUUGUUCGCUGUGUACAGUACUUCAUGACAAAAUUGGACAAAUAACAGAAGAUCCAUGUUUCAACUAUGAAGACUUGAAGUACAGUGGUUUAAAUAUACCUAGUUCUAAUUUAGUAAGAAAUUUAAGAAACUAUUAAAACCAAUUAUAAAAACA
Urocitellus parryii (Arctic ground squirrel) is the source of this 621-nucleotide messenger RNA. It is a transcript of the gene Coa6, whose product is annotated as cytochrome c oxidase assembly factor 6. Gene Ontology annotation, biological process: respiratory chain complex IV assembly; mitochondrial ATP synthesis coupled electron transport. Gene Ontology annotation, cellular component: mitochondrion. Lineage: Eukaryota; Metazoa; Chordata; Mammalia; Rodentia; Sciuridae. The record is from RefSeq and is a predicted model, not a curated record.